Molecule: messenger RNA, 1026 nt
Organism: Colletotrichum karsti
Lineage: Eukaryota; Fungi; Ascomycota; Sordariomycetes; Glomerellales; Glomerellaceae
Product: alcohol dehydrogenase GroES-like domain-containing protein
Exons: 1
Coding region: 1-1026 (341 amino acids)
Molecular function (GO): oxidoreductase activity, acting on NAD(P)H
Source: RefSeq, a predicted model, not a curated record
AUGUCGCAUUCAGCUGCUGUCAUUCCUGCUGCCAAGGCCCCAUUGGUGGUGCAAGAUGUCAAAACUUCACAACCAGGACCCGGCGAGCUUCUAGUCAAGAACGAACUGAUUGGCCUUGUUCCAGUCGACGCGAAGAUCGCUAAAUUGGGUGUGUUUCCCAUAGCAUAUCCAGCUAUCCUGGGAACAUCUUUUGGCGGCACUAUCACGGCUGUCGGUCCCCAAGUUACCGACUUCAAGGUCGGCGACAAGGUCGCAUCAACGAAAACUGCUGGCGCUGAGGGAGACAAGUACGGCUCCUUCCAGACACAAGUUACUGCAAGAGCGGUUACAACAAGCAAACUUCCGGACUCAGUCGACCUGGACGGACCUGUUGGGUUGAUUGGCAACCUCAGCACCGUCGUUGGCCUUUUUAACGCCCACGCUGGUCUGCAGAAGCCGGAUCCCAGCAUUCAACCUCUUUCAAAUAAGAAGAAAAUCCUGGUCUACGGCGGUACUUCAAGUUUCGGUAGUCUUUCAGUUCAGUACCUGACCCAAGCUGGAUACCAUGUUGUGACUACAACCUCCCCGAAGCACGCCUCGUUCGUCGCCAAGCUAGGAGCCGUGAAAGUCGUGGACCAUACUCAAGAUCCCGAUGCUCUUGUUGAAGGCUUGACCGCGGAAGGACCUUACGAUCUUGUUGUUGACUCUAUUUCACUUCCCAACACCAUCAAGAUCAACGGCGCUGUACUUGGUGCUCAGGGAGGUGGCAGUAUUUAUGCGUUGCUACCGGCUUUCGGAGAAGAAGACCUCCCGAAAGGGGUCACGCGCAACUUCGCUUCAUGGUCGGCAUCUCUGGGCGAGGAGAAGAACGCAGCGCUUCUACGUUGGACUUUCGGGACGUACUUCUCGCAGGCGAUCGCGGGCGACAAGCUCGUACCCCUUCCUGUUCGUAAAGUCAAGGGUGGGCUUGCAGGUCUCAAUGAGGCACUUGAUAUUCUCAUCCAGGGAGUAAGUGGUAUUAAGGUCGUGGUCGAUCCGCAGGAAUAA